Messenger RNA from Saccharomyces paradoxus, 1827 nucleotides. It is a transcript of the gene BUD5, whose product is annotated as Ras family guanine nucleotide exchange factor BUD5. The coding region runs from base 1 to 1827 and encodes 608 amino acids. The record is from RefSeq and is a predicted model, not a curated record. The transcript has a single exon. NCBI's taxonomy places the organism in Eukaryota, Fungi, Ascomycota, Saccharomycetes, Saccharomycetales, Saccharomycetaceae. Gene Ontology annotation, biological process: positive regulation of GTPase activity; Ras protein signal transduction. Gene Ontology annotation, cellular component: plasma membrane. Gene Ontology annotation, molecular function: guanyl-nucleotide exchange factor activity.
AUGUUUGUACUGAUAGAUAAUGUCCUCGCCUACCUUCUUGAACAAGACGAUCUAUUUGUAACCGCACGCUUCGCUAUCCAGGGCCAAAUCGUCUCAAGAAGAGUUAACAAAAUACAUAUUUCCAACAUCACUGAUGUCCUCCUACAACAGUUCAUAAGUCACACACAGCCUUAUAAUGACAAUAUCAUCCCAAAAAAAACUCUCGACAGCAUGAGAACCGCCGUACGGCAGUUGCUGGAAGCAACUGCCUGUGUCUCUAGAGAAUGCCCCCUCGUGAAAAGAAGCCAGGACAUAAAAAGAGCAAGAAAACGUCUACUCAGUGACUGGUAUAGGCUCGGCGCUGACGCAAAUAUGGAUGCCGUAUUGCUAGUAGUUAACUCCGCCUGGAGGUUUCUGGCGGUCUGGCGACCCUUUGUAAACUCAAUUCAACACGCAACUCAAGAAUUGUAUCAAAAAAUCGCCCAUUACCUUCUUUAUGGCAAUGUCGAUAUACAAAGGGUCACAGCACUAAUACAGCUCGUAAUGGGAGAGGACCAUUUACUUUUUAGUAUGGAUGAAGUCCUACAAGAGGUCAUCAGAAUACACCUCUAUUUGGAUAAGAUGCUCCCGCACGACACACACAAAAAAUGGCAAAAGCCAUCCCCCUUUGACUCCGCAAACUUACUACUUAACUUCAGAGACUGGACAACUGACAAGGCUCUCCUCCAAGAGUUGCUACUCUCCUAUCCCACAAAUAAUCACAAACACAAAAAUCUCUCCGUCCCUCGUCUAAUUCAAAUUUGGUUAGAGUCCUACUGGCAAGAAAGUGAGGACACGUUAAACAAUAUCCUUCAUUUCUGGUACUGCCACUUGGCUACGAAUUAUGAAUACCAGGACCUUUUUGCAGACGUCGUUCAACUGUUUAUAAACAAAAAAAGUACUAGACAAUUAAAGGUGCAUAACAUCGGUUUAACUGAUCAAGUAAAGGAAGAAACCAACCCCCCCAUAGACUACACAAAUUUAUUUGUUGAAUACAAGAUAGAUAAAACGAAUGCAAACGACGAAUUAUGUCGUGCAACCGACCUCGAUGAUUUGAUCUUUCAAUGGAAACAAGGCAAACCGCUAGAAGUAGACGCCUUCGCUCUUAACGUAUCUCCAUGGUCACUUGCAAAGACAUUGACCCUCUUAGAAUCUUCUCUUUACUUGAAUAUUGAAACAAUAGAGUUUACAAGAUAUUUCAGACACAAUGAUACAACAAUUGACUCUGUGUUUACGCUUUCAAACCAGUUAUCAUCCUACGUUCUUGAGACAACUUUGCAGCACACACACACCAUUUCCUACUGGUUACAAGUCGCAUUGUCUUGUCUAUACUUGCGGAACUUAAACUCACUUGCUUCAAUCAUCACAUCGUUGCAAAAUCAUUCGAUAGAAAGACUCUCUCUUCCGGUGGAUCCUAAAUCAGAUCACCUUUUUCAGCGCCUGAAAGUCGUUGUACAUCCCAACAACAACUAUAACGUUUAUAGAAGCACAAUUAAACAUAUUUCCCACAGUCAACUACCUUGUGUGCCGUUUACAUCGCUACUUAUCAGAGACAUUACAUUCAUAAGAGACGGAAACGAUACAUUCGCUAAAGACGGAAAUCACGUAAACAUGCAGAAAUUCAACCAAAUUACAAAGAUAAUAGCUUUUGCACAAUAUUUACAACAAAAACAGUAUGACGAUAUACACUGUUCAAAUACUAUUGCUAGGAGCCUAUUAGGUGCCAUGAUAAAAGUGCAUAGUUUAUAUAAAGACAACAAAGACAGGGCCUAUCAAGUCAGUAUAGCCAAAGUUCCAAGACUUACAUAA